AUGACCCGGCCAGAAACGGUGGUACCUGAAGCCCCAACCUCCCCCUAUCCGAUCCAUAACUCAGCAUCGAUCAUUUCUGGAUUUGGUCGAGGUUCAUCGGAAUUAGGUAUUCCAACUGCAAAUAUCCCGGUAAAUACCGAACUAAACAAUCUCCCUACGGGGAUAUAUUACGGUUGGUGCAAGGUCCAUCCAGAUAAAAGCAAACUGUGUGAUUCAACACAUAGCAGGCCAGAUGGGAAACCGAUAAUUUUCAACCACGGCAACAAUUUACAAAUUGAAGAGCUUAAAGUUUUCCCCAUGGUGAUGUCGAUUGGAUGGAACCCGUUUUAUCAUAAUAGGGAAAAAGCAGCUGAGAUUCAUAUUAUUCAAAAUUUCAAAAGCGGCGAUUUUUAUGGCGCCAAGGUUGAAUAUAUAGUGUUGGGGUAUAUCAGACCCGAAUUGAAUUAUACAACAAAAGAGGCUUUAAUUGAGGAUAUACAGUUGGAUAUUCAGAUUGCUAAAAAGAUACUCGAAAGGAAAGAGUAUGCAGAAUAUGAGAAGAGACUAGACUAG
Messenger RNA from Lodderomyces oxycetoniae, 552 nucleotides. RefSeq names its product riboflavin kinase. Gene Ontology annotation, cellular component: mitochondrion. Gene Ontology annotation, molecular function: riboflavin kinase activity. The coding region runs from base 1 to 552 and encodes 183 amino acids. Lineage: Eukaryota; Fungi; Ascomycota; Pichiomycetes; Serinales; Debaryomycetaceae. Gene Ontology annotation, biological process: FMN biosynthetic process; riboflavin biosynthetic process. The transcript has a single exon. The record is from RefSeq and is a predicted model, not a curated record.